Cynocephalus volans (Philippine flying lemur) is the source of this 4634-nucleotide messenger RNA. RefSeq names its product TBC1 domain family member 16 (gene TBC1D16). The transcript is spliced from 11 exons. The record is from RefSeq and is a predicted model, not a curated record. The coding region runs from base 141 to 2225 and encodes 694 amino acids. Gene Ontology annotation, molecular function: GTPase activator activity. NCBI's taxonomy places the organism in Eukaryota, Metazoa, Chordata, Mammalia, Dermoptera, Cynocephalidae. Gene Ontology annotation, biological process: activation of GTPase activity. Gene Ontology annotation, cellular component: early endosome.
CUCUCUGGCGGCGGCAGCGCAGGCGGCGGUGGCGGCUACCGGAGCCGGCGCGAAUCCGGCCCCCGCGGCGAGACCCGGGCAGGUCUUGAUGAGCCCCGCCUGGGCCGCAGCCUGCGGAGGAUGGAAACACUCGCCCCAAAAUGUCUCUCGGCCGCCUCCUUCGCCGGGCCUCCUCCAAAGCCUCGGACCUCCUGACCCUCACCCCAGGUGGCAGUGGCAGCGGGCCCCCCUCCAUCCUGGAUGGCGAGAUCAUCUACUCCAAGAACAAUGUCUGCGUGCACCCACCCGAGGGGCUGCAGGGGCUGGGGGCGCACCACCCAGGUUACCUGUGCUUGUACAUGGAGAAGGAUGAGCUGUUGGGUGCCACCCUCAUCCUGGCGUGGGUCCCCAACUCUCGGAUCCAGCGGCAGGACGAGGAGGCCCUGCGCUACAUCACCCCGGAGAGCUCCCCCGUGCGCAAGGCCCCCCGUCCCCGGGCCCGGCGCACCCAGAGCUCGGGGACCCCUCACCAGUCCUCCCCUACGGAGCCGAGGCCCACACUGACCCCCAAAGAUGAGGACAUGCUGGUGGUGGCCCAGAGCUUCCAGGACGCCGUGCACGUCAGCCCUUUGCCAGAGGAUGGGGAGAGGCUGGCCCAGGGCCUGGGGGUGGACGGACCCCUCCUCGCCUCGCAGCCAAUGCACAGUGACUCCAGAAUCUUGUCCACGGUCAGUUCGCAGGAUGGAACCGAGGAGGGGCGGGAGGCGCAGCCCGAGGCCGCGGAGGAGGAGGUCUCCCUGGAGCUGUCGGCCGAGGGCGUGAGCAGGGACAGCUCCUUUGACUCGGAUUCGGACGCCUUCUCCUCGCCCUUCUGCCUCUCGCCGAUCAGUGCGGCCCUGGCGGAGAGCAGCAGCUCCGUGUUUCUGGACAGCGAGGGCAGAGAAAUGUGUUGCCAUCACAUGACCUGCUCCACCAGCUCCCCCUCCAGCUUGGACACCAACCUGCGCUUCCCGGACAGCAACGGCCUCCUGCAGACCCCGCGCUGGGACGAGCCACAGCGGGCAUGUGCCCUGGAGCAGAUCUGCGGCGUGUUCCGUGUGGACCUGGGGCACAUGCGCUCCCUGCGCCUCUUUUUCAGCGAUGAGGCCUGCACCAGCGGCCAGCUAGUUGUCGCCAGCAGAGAGAGCCAGUACAAGGUCUUCCACUUCCACCACGGUGGCCUGGACAAGCUGUCCGACGUGUUUCAGCAAUGGAAAUACUGCACCGAAACGCACCUCAAGGACCAGACCGUCCAUGAAAAGACACGCAUGCAGUUCUCAAUCCGGCGUCCCAAGCUGCCAUCCUCGGAGACCCACCCUGAGGAGAGCAUGCACAGGAGGCUGGACGUGUCCGCCUGGCUCAGCCACCUCAACGAGCUGGGCCAGGUGGAGGAGGAGUACAAGUUGCGGAAGGCCAUUUUCUUUGGUGGCAUUGAUGUGUCAAUCCGGGGAGAGGUCUGGCCCUUCCUGCUGCGCUAUUACAGCCCCGAGUCCACGUCGGAGGAGCGGGAGGCGCUGCGGGCCCACAAGCGCAGGGAGUACGCUGAGAUCCAGCAGAAAAGGCUCUCCAUGACUCCCGAGGAACACAGAGCAUUCUGGCGCAACGUGCAAUUCACUGUGGACAAAGACGUGGUUCGGACAGAUCGGAGCAACCAAUUCUUCCGAGGGGAAGGCAACCCAAACGUGGAGAGCAUGAGGAGGAUCCUGCUGAACUACGCUGUGUACAACCCAGCCAUCGGCUACUCCCAGGGCAUGUCGGACCUGGUGGCGCCCAUCCUGGCCGAGGUCCUGGAUGAAUCAGACACCUUCUGGUGCUUUGUCGGUUUGAUGCAGAACACGAUCUUCGUCAGCUCUCCUCGGGAUGAGGACAUGGAGAAACAGCUGCUGUACCUGCGGGAGCUGCUGCGGCUGACGCACCUGCGUUUCUACCAGCACCUGGUCUCGCUGGGCGAGGACGGUCUGCAGAUGCUCUUCUGCCACCGCUGGCUCCUGCUGUGUUUCAAGCGGGAGUUCCCCGAGGCCGAGGCGCUGCGGAUCUGGGAGGCCUGCUGGGCCCACUACCAGGCUAGCCCUGAUGAAGGCAAAGGUGCAGCGACAGAAACGGGCAAGCGCCUCUCCAAGCCUUGGCAAACACCGCACCCACUGGUCAAAGCAGGUCAUGAGGCUAGACUCAUCAUCAACAGUGGGGAAGUGGACCCUCCCCUGUAGUGUCCCCUCUGCACAGUUGCAGGGCAGAAGGCUGAGGAUUUGGAGGGUGAAGAGCUGGGACUGUUGUGACCAUCAGCCUACCACCGCCGGGAUGUCUUGGUCCAAGUUACACUGCUUGGGAACAGUCCUUCCCUGGAGAGGCAGAGUGCUCCUCCCGCACCUUCUCCAGCGGGUUAGUGUCCCUGUGUUUUAGGUGAUACCUGUGCCUUUGGGCUGCUCUGUUUGGGUGGUAGGGGGGUGGGGGAAGCAGAUCCAGAGAUCCACUCACUUUGGAGGGUCCUGGGUAGAGAGCAUUCAUUCUGAGUCUCCCAGUUCCCCUGGUCCCACCCCAAGCUGACCCAAACCAACCAGCCACAUCUUCAUACCAGGUGCCCCCCGCCCCUCACUGUUCCCACCUCCUGCUCCCCGUGGGCUGGUGUGGGCCCCGAGAGAGCCACACCUCUCAGACCAGCCAGGAUCUCAGAAGCCUAGGUCGGGUGUGUCAGGCUCGGCGAGGAGAUGCUGCUCAGAAGGGGACGCAGAACCUGCCUCUUCUGCGACUCCCUUAAUCUGGAUGCAAUUAGAGGAAACCAGCCAGAAACCCUGCGGCAGCUGUUGUCCCAGGAUUAUUCCCAGCCAGCAAAAGGCAUUAGGGUGAUAAUUCAGUCAUUAGACUUCUAGCCUUCCCACCGCCAGAACGUGCAAAUAGGGGAUAAUCAGCCCUGCACGGCCGUCCUCAGCAAUGCUGUUUAUUUAACCCAUUUUUUAAAAUGACACUUAAUGUUAUUGGCUGGCGGACGUGUGCACGCAUACUUAAAAGUUGAAGCAGGUCUGGCCCCACUGCUAAUGUCAGCGCUGACGUUGCACUGGGUCGCUUGGGGCCUCUGGGAGGAGAGGGCGCCUUUGGUGUGCAUGUGCUGGCACCAAGGGGCAGCACGGUGGGGCUGGAUGCUGGGUGCAGGAAGGUCCCGCUCGCCCCUCCCAGCUCACUCUCCCAGGGAUGAGGGGACCACGAUGGGAGGAAGUUGGGCCUGGGAGGGUGGGGGACAAUCGAACUGGGGAGCUGGUGCGUCUGAGGUUGGGUGAGCACUUGGUGGUCUGGGCUGGAAUAGGGGAACCUGGUGUCUUUGCCGGGGUGCAGAGGGGAACAGUGUGCUAUUCCAGAACGUUCUGACUCAAGUUCCAUCCAGGAAGACUUGGAGCUCUCAAGUCAUGGGCCAAGUAGAGAGGGAGGGCCCUUAGCCCACCUGUGCAGAGGAGAAAGGUCUGGAGUCCAGAAGGGGCAGCUCUGUGAGCAGCCCUAGGCUUGGACGCCACCAGCAGAUAGCAUGGCAUCAUUCCCGACCAGCCGAAAUGCUGGGCAGGAGGGAGGUUUUUAAACCCAGGACAGGGAGGACCUCAACCCCUUAUCUUUGGAGUUUUCUGUAACAGCUCAGUCUGAAGCCUUCUUGGGGUGGGCAGGGCAGUGGGGCAGGAUGCAGGUGCUGGUUCUGAAACGAGGGCUUCUCCUUGGGCUGUGUGGCAGCAGCUGGCACAUGUCAUCGAGCUCUGACCUUUGGUGGGGGCCGCGAGGAACAGAGCGUGGGGGAUGGGAACAAGGAAAUGGGGUAAGGACUGUAGAGCACGGGGGGUCGGGCGCGGCCUGUACGGUCCCUCCCAGCCCUCUUGUCUGAUUCUUGUUUGGCAGGAGCAACCUGGAGGGGGCAGCCCCUAGGGCAAGUCCACCCACGGCGGUGCCAUGCAAAGCUUUUCUCCUUGUUCAGCCUCCCCUUCCCCCUGCAGAGAGGCUGGAGGGUGUCAGGGAUGCCCCGAGCUUACCAGGCAGAGAAAGGAAGUACCUUCCCGGAUGUCUGCUGAGCGCAGGCCCCUGGAGGCCACCCUGACUCAGAGAACGGAGGAGGGGGUCCCCUGGGAAAACUUGCACUAGUGCAGAGGAGGGGCCUGGCUGCCCCGCUGGGCCACGAUGGAGGGGACCAGAAGGUCGGCCUGCCCCCAUCCCUGGAGUCCCUGGGGAAUCAGACACCCCGGGGCCCUAUUAGUCCUGUGUUUCUGAGGCAGGCUGCAAGGCCCUGCCUUGGCGUGAAAACCUUCUAUCCCUGCAGUCCCCAGCUCAGAGGGAACCACCCCAAAACUAAAAAGCUAAUACCCCAAAGUUUGUGAAGCCUGGGGACAUGGUCCCCUAAGGUUGGGACACAGUGCUAUGGAUGAAAGAGCCCUUACCUAGGGAUGGGGACCUGGCCUCGUGCUGCUGCCUCCACCCCUCCCCAGGUGUGCAGCCUUCCGCCUCCCCCUGCCUCAGUUUCCUCACCUGUGACAGAAUAACACCACCUGUCCAGGCUCCCUCCCAGGACCGCUGUGGGGAGUCUUCGUGCAAAAGCUGUCAGGAGGAUGGUUCACCACGUCCCAGGAGCCUCACGUGCCACUCAGGGA